AUGGCUGUCAAUGUCCCAGGAAUUAUAGCCGUAGUUAUUUUCUACCUGUUGAUUCUUGCCCUCGGACUAUGGGCAGCGAGAAAAACCAAAGGGGAAACGAACAGUGAAAAUGUGAUGUUGGCAAAUCGGAAUAUCAGCCUCUUCGUCGGAAUAUUCACAAUGACGGCCACAUGGGUGGGAGGUGGAUUUAUCAAUGGAACAGCUGAGUCGGUGUAUAAGGACGGGCUGGUAUGGUGCCAGGCACCCCUAGGGUAUGCCAUUAGUUUAGCGCUGGGCGGGGUAUUUUUUGCCAAGAGAAUGCGGUCUCAGGGUUACGUCACGAUGUUAGACCCUUUUAGCAGAACUUAUGGGGAAAGAAUGGGCGGGUUGUUGUACGUACCGGCUCUGCUGGCUGAGACGUUCUGGUGCGGGGCCAUUCUGGCUGCUCUAGGUGCCACCUUGGCGGUUAUCCUGGACUUGGACCAAACGUUGUCUAUAACAAUCUCGUCAUGUAUCGCGGUGUUCUAUACUCUCUUUGGGGGCCUCUACUCUGUAGCCUACACAGACAUCAUGCAGCUAUCCUGUAUCUUUAUUGGUCUUUGGCUCAGUGUUCCAUUUGCCAUGACAAACACUCAUGUCACUAGCAUAACCACCAAUUCCUCAGCUGUCUGGAUCAAAGAGUUAGACCCUAAGUAUAUAGGUUACUACAUCGACUCCUUCCUGUUGAUUAUGCUCGGUGGCAUCCCAUGGCAAGCUUACUUCCAGCGGGUAUUAUCAGCUAAGUCCGCAUUUAAUGCCCAGAUUCUGUCUGUCAUGGCGGGAUUUGGCUGUAUCGUCCUUUCCAUUCCCUCCGUCUUAAUUGGCGCCAUCGCUGCCAACACAGACUGGAAUGCUACAAGGUACGCGACAGAAGACAAUAAGCCUGUCCCUAUCCCUCCGGAACUGGUCUCUAACAUCCUCCCCCUGGUGCUGCAGUACCUGACCCCCACCUGGGUCUCCUUCUUCGGACUUGGUGCUGUGGCGGCCGCUGUUAUGUCGUCUGCUGAUUCUUCCAUUCUCUCUGCCAGCUCCAUGUUUGCUCGCAAUGUGUACAAGAUGAUAUUUCGUCCAAAGGCCUCUGAGAGAGAAAUUCUUUGGGCAAUGAGGAUUUCCAUUUUCGGCAUUGGUGCCUUGGCGACAGUGAUUGCGAUUGUCGUAAAAUCUAUAUACGUGUUGUGGUUCCUGUGUUCUGAUCUCCUAUACGUCAUAAGCUUUCCACAACUUUUAUCAGUUAUUUAUAUCCGAAAGUGCAACACCUAUGGAUCUAUUUUUGGUUACGUUGUGGGAUUACUCCUUCGCCUCACAAGUGGGGAAUUUACCUUAAAUAUCCCUCCUGUGGUCAAAUACCCUUGGUACAUUGAGUCUGAAGGACGACAGUUGUUUCCGUAUAAAACAUUCGCCAUGCUGGUCACUUUUACCUGUAUCGUUUCAGUUUCGUAUAUGACCAGGUAUAUUUUUCAGCGAGGGAUUAUCCCUAUGAAGUUUGAUGUCUUUAAAUGUUUUUCUGGACAGUUCGAAACAUCUGUCGACAUCAUGGUCAAAAAUGGAAAAAGCAAUCCUUCCUUUGCUUCGUCUGGUGACGAUGUUAGAGAUCGACACACGAAGCAGGAUACAUCACUUUGAAAACCCCAGCUUUUAAAGCGAACAGUUUUCAAUUCGUGAUUUAG
This is a messenger RNA of Saccostrea echinata, 1685 nucleotides long. Its product is annotated as high-affinity choline transporter 1-like. The coding region runs from base 1 to 1641 and encodes 546 amino acids. Gene Ontology annotation, cellular component: plasma membrane. Gene Ontology annotation, molecular function: choline:sodium symporter activity. Lineage: Eukaryota; Metazoa; Mollusca; Bivalvia; Ostreida; Ostreidae. Gene Ontology annotation, biological process: transmembrane transport; choline transport; acetylcholine biosynthetic process. The record is from RefSeq and is a predicted model, not a curated record. The transcript has 7 exons.